Messenger RNA from Lagenorhynchus albirostris (white-beaked dolphin), 1022 nucleotides. RefSeq names its product myosin light chain 12B (gene MYL12B). The transcript has 4 exons. Gene Ontology annotation, cellular component: cytoplasm. The record is from RefSeq and is a predicted model, not a curated record. Gene Ontology annotation, biological process: platelet aggregation. Gene Ontology annotation, molecular function: calcium ion binding. Lineage: Eukaryota; Metazoa; Chordata; Mammalia; Artiodactyla; Delphinidae. The coding region runs from base 178 to 696 and encodes 172 amino acids.
UCACACUGUUAACAGAGAAUGGUGACUCGCUUCCUUCCGGUCCGCUAAGCGGAGGCCGGAAGAGUUGUUUGCAGCGUCUGUGGGAGUGGAAGGGAGUUUAUAGCGGCAGUCAGGGCAGCGAGGGGGUUCCCUGAAGCGUUCGAGUUCUCGCGGCUGAGCAGGGAUUUAACCGCCACCAUGUCGAGCAAAAGAGCAAAGACCAAGACCACCAAGAAGCGCCCCCAGCGCGCAACCUCCAACGUGUUCGCCAUGUUUGACCAGUCACAGAUUCAGGAGUUCAAGGAGGCCUUCAACAUGAUCGAUCAGAACAGAGAUGGUUUCAUCGACAAGGAAGACUUGCAUGAUAUGCUUGCCUCCCUGGGGAAAAAUCCAACUGAUGAGUAUCUGGACGCCAUGAUGAAUGAGGCUCCAGGUCCCAUAAAUUUUACCAUGUUUCUCACGAUGUUUGGUGAAAAGCUAAAUGGCACCGAUCCAGAAGAUGUCAUCAGAAACGCUUUUGCUUGCUUUGAUGAAGAAGCAACUGGCACCAUUCAGGAGGAUUACCUGCGAGAGCUGCUGACCACAAUGGGAGAUCGGUUUACAGAUGAGGAAGUGGACGAGCUGUACAGAGAAGCACCUAUUGACAAAAAGGGGAAUUUCAAUUACAUUGAGUUCACGCGCAUCCUUAAACAUGGAGCAAAAGACAAAGAUGACUGAAAAGAACUUCAAAUUCCAGCCAAACUUUCCUUGUUGCUACUUUGGGUAUUUCUGAGACUUUCUCUUAGAGCCUAUUGCAUGCCCUUAGCUUUACAGCUUUUGCCUUUCUGUUGUAUUUAUUCUCAACCAUUUGGGGCACGUGCAUCUCUAUAAUCAGACUGGAAAUGGGACUUUUUGUCAUUUUCAGAAUAGAAAAUAGGGUAGUUUAACUUACCCCUACCUUCCCCUCCCCCAAUAACUGCAGUCUACAAAGAGUCGAUAUAUUUUUUCAGAGAAAGUUAUUCACUCAAUUUUUUCUGAACCGUAAUUAAACUUUAUAAUAGAAA